Messenger RNA from Penicillium salamii, 2190 nucleotides. The record is from the annotation of a GenBank genome assembly. Lineage: Eukaryota; Fungi; Ascomycota; Eurotiomycetes; Eurotiales; Aspergillaceae.
AUGCAGGAAAGUCGGUUGGCCUCGGCGUCCGCGGCUCAAGUGAAUAUCUUAUCGCCCGCGCCGAUUCCCCGAUUCCGCUUCAACUCAACAACAAUGACAGGGCCAACAGGCAAUCUUGCCAAUUUUGGUGGCAAGAGACUCAAUGUCCUACUCUAUACUGGUUUGUUCAACCUUAUUGCCCAGCGAAUCAGCCAUUCUCUAACGAAUGAUUCUACGACAGGACAUGGAACAACCGUUGACUCAGUCCGUCACUGCCUCUACACCCUACGCCGCCUCCUCGCUCCACACUAUGCUGUCAUUCCCGUGACAAGUGAUAUGAUUCUAAAAGAGCCAUGGAUGACCACAUGCGCGAUGCUCGUCAUGCCCGGCGGCGCGGACAUGGGAUACUGUCGCACGCUGAACGGUGCGGGGAACCGGCGCAUUACACAAUUCGUCCGCAAUGGUGGUAGAUACCUGGGCCUCUGUGCUGGCGGGUACUAUGGGUGCAAAAGCUGCGAGUUCGAGGUCGGCGACAAAAAAAUGGAGGUCAUUGGAGACCGCGAAUUGGCCUUCUUCCCGGGGAUCUGCCGCGGCGGGGCAUUCCCGGGCUUCGUUUAUCACAGCGAGGCAGGGGCGCGCGCAGCAAGCAUUGAUGUUGUGAAGGAAUCUUUGGACCCCGGGGCUGUCCCUGGAACCUUCCGGUCCUACUAUAAUGGCGGUGGAGUUUUCGUUGAUGCGCCCCUACUCGCGGACAAAGGGGUGGAGGUUCUUGCGAACUAUAAUGAGAAAUUGAAUGUUGAUGCUGGGGAAGGAUCUGCUGCUGUUGUAUACUGCAAAGUUGGCAGCGGAGCGGCGGUCCUAACAGGCCCUCAUCCCGAAUUCGCGGCUGUUAACCUCGACCCGAAAGCGGCUGGUCCAGAAUAUGCGGAAAUGGUGGCAGCCCUCGCUGCAGAUGACAAGCAGCGUACCGACUUUUUGAAGGCGUGUCUAGUCAAGCUCGGACUGGAGGUUGCACAGGACACAACGGUGCCUUCGCUGUCAUCAUGUCACAUAUCGGGCAUUGAUGCUGAUGGCCCAAUGGACAUUCUCUCUGGCCUUGGUUCCACUAUCACCAAGGAAGGUGAGACUGAAUACCUCAAAGACGCGCAUGAUAAGUUCCGCAUCGAGAGGCCAGGAACGUGGAACCUCGGUGAUUUGGAAGAAUCACUCCCAACAGCGUCCGAGGGAAUUAUUGAUUAUCAGUCAAUUACGAAGCGUCUUGUUUUCCAUGAUGAUCUUCCAGACUCGAAGCUGACACCUUACUUCAACCACCAUGCAUUCUACUCCAAUCUUCGUCAGUACCAAGCAGAGUCUAAGGGAGACGCUUCGACAUUUGGAAACAACAUUCUUUACGGAGAGGUAGUGACUAGCACUAAUACGCUGUUGGAAAAAAAUACACAAUUGCUCCGUCAGUUGCCACAAGGAUUUACAGCGACAGCUACGGCUCAAAUUGCGGGACGUGGACGUGGAUCCAACGUAUGGGUCUCGCCAGCCGGCUCUCUGAUCUUCUCGACCGUUGUGCGACACCCGGUGGACAAAAUCCAGUCGGCGCCGGUGGUAUUCCUCCAGUACCUUUCAGCCAUGGCCGUCGUUCGAGGCAUUAAAAACUACGCCCCUGGAUACGAAAACAUCCCAGUCAAGCUCAAGUGGCCAAACGACAUUUACGCUCUAGAUCCAGAUGACCCAGAACAAAAGCGGUAUACCAAAAUCUGCGGAAUCCUUAUCAACUCCCACUUCAUGUCUAACGAAUAUAUCUCUGUGGUCGGAAUUGGCGUAAACGCUACCAACGCCUCCCCCACCACAGCUUUGACAUCCCUCGCCGCGCGUUACGCGACCCCUGGUGCUGCGACCGCAUCUCCUGUCACCCUUGAGAAGCUGCUCGCGCGCAUUCUGACUACUUUUGAAUCCCUCUACACCCGGUUUUUGCGUACUGGCUUUGAUCGAGGCUUCGAAGCUAUGUACUACCAGGACUGGUUGCAUAUGCAUCAAAUUGUCACGCUUGAGGAAGAGGGUGGUGCCCGCGCUCGCAUCCAGGGUAUCACGCGUGACUGGGGGCUCCUGCUGGCCGAGGAGCUGGGAUGGCAAGAUCGGCCUACAGGACGGGUUUGGCAGUUGCAAAGUGACAGUAACAGCUUUGACUUCUUGCGUGGGCUGGUUAGGCGCAAGGUGUAG